Molecule: messenger RNA, 3993 nt
Organism: Gadus morhua (Atlantic cod)
Lineage: Eukaryota; Metazoa; Chordata; Actinopteri; Gadiformes; Gadidae
Gene: itgb3b
Product: integrin beta 3b
Exons: 15
Coding region: 496-2883 (795 amino acids)
Biological process (GO): cell adhesion mediated by integrin; cell migration; integrin-mediated signaling pathway
Cellular component (GO): synapse; cell surface; focal adhesion
Molecular function (GO): fibrinogen binding; integrin binding; fibronectin binding
Source: RefSeq, a predicted model, not a curated record
GUUCAGGCUCAGGCUUUAUUGUGCAGACGUUACAUAUAAACCUACACAGCCCGCCCUGAAUCAUAACAUCAGGGAUACUUAUUGCAUUAGUUAAAUUAACUUUUUAACUUUUUUCUUUAAUUGUUUAACUACACUUUUAAUUAACACCGAUUAUAGACAAUUCGAUGUUAGAGGAAAGGCGAUGGCACAAAAGUUGUGGUGCGAGUUAUUUGAGACGUUCCCUUAGGCCAGGGAAUUCACUUAUUCAGCGCAUAGGCAACGCUUACCCUCUUACUCACUCCAUGCUCUUGCGUGAUCCACCCUAGUGGUAAAGAACAGAAAAGGAAGAAAAAAAGACAGGAGGUCUGCUCUGAACCACAGGGAAGAGAAAAAACCUUUACGGAGCUGCGUGGAUUGCAUGGUUGCAUGUUGAGCAAGCGUCUAGAGAAAGGGGAUAUUCAGCUGUAGGACCUCGAGAGGAGCGACCCUGCAGAGCUCAGGAGGUCCCGCCACAGGAUGGGCGCUCUCAUAACACGAUGGACAACGUGGGCAAACCUUUUGAUUUGGAUUGGAAUAACAGGCGUCUGUGGCUCCAACGUGUGCACGUCCAGAGGGGCAAGCACGUGUAAGCAGUGCCUGGCCGUGCAUCCCAGCUGUGCCUGGUGCUUCCAAGAGGACUUUGGGCAGGGCACCGCUGGCUCUUCGCGGUGCGACCUGAAGGCUAAGCUCAUCGCUGCGGGCUGUGCUCCCGCAGGCCUGGAGUCCCCCUCCAGCACACUGCAGGUGGUGGAGAACCGGCCCCUGACGCGCAAGGCGGCGGGGGCCACCAAGGACGUCACGCAGAUCCAGCCUCAGAAGCUCCACAUCACCCUCCGACCAGAUGACGCCAAACGUUUCCGGGUGAAGGUUCGCCAGGUGGAGGACUACCCUGUGGAUCUCUACUACCUCAUGGACCUCUCGUUCUCCAUGAACGACGACCUGUUCCACCUGCGCUCACUGGGCAAGCAGCUGGCCGUGGCCAUGAACCGCACCACCAGCAACCUGCGCAUGGGCUUCGGGGCCUUCGUGGACAAGCCGCUCUCGCCUUACAUGUACAUCGCCCCCGAGGCGGCCGUCAAGAACCCCUGUGUCAUUAUCAACACCACCUGCCUGCCCCAGUUUGGCUACAAGCACGUGCUGUCGCUGACGGGGGAGGUGGAGCGCUUCACUGAGGAGGUCAGGAAGCAGAUGGUGUCCAGGAACCGGGACUCACCCGAGGGUGGCUUCGACGCCAUCAUCCAGGUCGCCGCCUGCAAGGACCGGAUCGGCUGGCGGACCGGAGCGUCUCACCUGCUGAUCUUUGCGUCCGACGCCAAGGCCCACAUGGCUCUGGACGGCCGCGUGGCGGGGAUCGUCCGCCCCAACGACGGGCAGUGUCACCUCAACGCCCGGAACAUGUACAGCAUGUCCACCAUCAUGGACUACCCCUCUCUGGCGCUGAUCAAUGAGAAGAUGUCGGAGAACAACAUCAACCUGGUAUUUGCUGUCACCCAGUCGGUCGUCUCUCUCUACCAGAACUACAGUGAGCUGAUUCCUGGCGCUACCGUGGGCAUGCUGUCCAAGGACUCACGCAAUGUGAUCCAGCUCAUACUGAACGCGUACGCAAAAAUCCGCUCCAAGGUGGAGCUGGAGGUGCUGGGGGUUCCCGAGGAGCUGUCCCUGUCCUUCAACGCCACCUGUCUGAACGGACAGCUCAACCCGGGACUCAAGUCCUGCUCCGGACUCAAGAUCGGAGACACGGUGUCCUUCAGCGUGGAGGCGCGUGCGCGCGGCUGCCCCAAGCAGAAGAAGAAGACCUUCGUCAUCAAGCCCGUGGGCUUCAAGGACUCUCUCUCCAUCAGCGUCACCUUCGAGUGCGACUGCCGCUGCCAGGCCAAGGCCCAGCCGGACAGCCCCAAGUGUCACCACGGCAACGGCACCUACGAGUGCGGCAUGUGCCUGUGCCACCCGGGGCGGCUGGGCCCGCACUGCGAGUGCUCGGAGGGCGACUUCAGCCCCCUGCAGAAGGACCACUGCGGCGCGACGGGGGGCGCGGGCGGGGCCGGGGGCAGUGUGUGCAGCGGGCGCGGCGACUGCGUGUGCAGCCAGUGCGUGUGCCUGCCCAGCGACUUCGGCAAGGUGUGGGGGAAGCACUGCGAGUGCGACGACUUCAACUGCCUGCGCUACAAGGGCAAGCUGUGCUCAGGUCAUGGUACGUGUGACUGUGGUUUCUGCGUGUGCGACGCCGACUGGCAGGGGGAGAACUGCAACUGCUCGCGGCGGACGGACACCUGCGAGUCCAGCCUGGGUCUGCUGUGCAGCGGGCGGGGCCAGUGUGUGUGCGGGGCCUGUGAGUGCACCCAGCCCGGGGCCUACGGGGCCACCUGCGACAAGUGUCCCACCUGCCCCGAUGCCUGCACCAUGAAGAAAGAGUGUGUGGAGUGUAAACACUUCAAGAGAGGGAAGCUGUUUGAGGACAACACCUGCACUCAUAUCUGCAGGGAUGAGAUUGAACUAGUGGACGACUUGGUGCUUCAAGAUACGAACGCUGUCAACUGUACCUACAAGGACGAGAACGACUGUGUGGUGCGCUUCCAGUACUACGAGGACGCCAGCGGGAAGUCCAUCUUGUUUGUGGUCAGAGAGCCCGACUGCCCCAAGGGCCCGGAUAUCCUAGUGGUGCUGCUGUCGGUGGCGGGGGCCAUCCUGUUCCUGGGUCUGGCCGCGCUGCUCAUCUGGAAGCUGCUGGUCACCAUCCACGACCGGCGGGAGUUCGCCCGCUUCGAGGAGGAGCGAGCGCACGCCAAGUGGGACACGGGCCACAACCCCCUGUAUAAAGGAGCCACUUCAACCUUCACAAACAUCACGUACAGAGGCAACCGCUGAGCCCCUGAGACUACGACCAAACCACGCAAGAUCCUAUGAGCUUCUACACGAAGGGAAAAAACUAACAUUUAAGACAAUUCUGGAACGCCUCCGACUUCAUGUGCAGGGUCCUACUGUCAGAUGAUGCUGAUCAAUGUGUUUGAUUUGUGAUGUAAAUAUGUAGAAAUCUUUUUCAUCAAAGACACGUUGCUGUAAGGUCACGACACAAGCACAGUUUAUACUAUGUUUUUUUUGUUUUAAUUUAUGGUUAAAUGGACUUGGAAGAAUGUUUUCUUUUACGACAAGAAGAAAAAUGCAGAUGAGUUUCAGUGAAGGACCCAACUUUAAUCACUGCUCAUAGUGUUGAAACCGUCUGUCACAACAGGAAGGACCACAUCUGGAUGCCUCCCUUCCUCUCUUGGAAGACUCAACCUUUUGCUGAUGUCAGAUGGGCAGAAGUUUGUGUGUGAGUCAGAGCAAAAAAUUCCCUGUGAUUAAUAACCACAUAGUAUGUUUCCGAUCAUGUGUUAAGGUACGGGCUGCGAUCUGAAGUCUUAUUUUGUUGAGAAGGAUCCUAACUGACUGAAAUUACCCAGAAGUAUCUGAGUGGCAGCCAUGAUAAGACCUAGACCCCCUUAGCAUUUGCCUGAUACAAAGGAAACGUGCUUCAAUGUUUCCUUUCCUAUCUCCUUUAGCCUAGAUUACACUGGACCGUCCUUUCUGUAAGGAAUGGAGAUAAUGCCGUCCCAUAUUACUUAUGCUCGGAACAUUUAAAGCGAUGCACCAUUCAACAAACAAUCAACAUGACCGACAAUUAUUUGAGAGACAGGAAUGUGGGCGUGUGCAACCAUUAUCAAUGUGACAACUACUUUGUUUACCUUAUGUGAUUGGUAGCCUAUAAUCUAGGGCUGUAACGAUACACAAACUCACGAUUCGGUUUGUAUCACGAUUUUUGACCCACGGUUCGAUACAUCCCACGAUUUAUUGAAAUUUAAAAAGCAUUUUAUUUAAACAACACUUAUAUACCAAUUAACUUAAUGUAACAUUUAAUAACAAAUAAUUUGGAACACUGAACAGAUUUGAACAGAAAGAAUACUAUUAAAGUAUAGCUAAAUGAAUAAAGAAAUAACG